Paramecium octaurelia is the source of this 721-nucleotide messenger RNA. Lineage: Eukaryota; Ciliophora; Oligohymenophorea; Peniculida; Parameciidae. The record is from the annotation of a GenBank genome assembly.
AUGAGUUUCCUAUUGCCUCUCGUAUCCAUAGUGGGAUUUCUUUCCUCCAUAGUUGCAUUUGGCAUAAGCGUUGAGUACAAAGAAAGUCAUAUGAGUUUAGUUUGAAAGUUUAAUUGGGAUCAAUGUCUUUAGACAUUAGUAGAAUAGCAUUUUUCAGAACCAGAGACAUCUAUGCCUCCUAGAUUCCAUAUUUGGAAGUAAAUAUCUGGCCUACAUUUCUUAGUCAGUUGCCUUUUGCAUAUUUCUAUUCGUCGCCGUGGUCAGAACAGUGGAGUAUUUCAAGAUGUAAUUUGCAACUCAGAUUUAAUAGUGACUUUUAGAUGGUAGCCAGUAUGAAUGAUGGCGAACCUGAAACUUAUUAUCUAACCAGAGCCAAAUUGAAGCAAUCAUUAGAAUGGAGCAACAUUGCAGUGACCUAAGCUUUCAUCAUCUUAACCCUAGUAUGAACAUCUAUCAAUUAGGCAUUAGCUUUAUUGAUUGGAAUAGUGUUCUGCGCCAAUGGUCACUUUUAUGCAUAAGAAUUGAUAAAGAAAUUCAUCAAUAUAAACAAGUUAUCAGAUUCAGACAAGUAUGUGAGAUUAUUCAUUAUUGUAGAGAAACUCUAUCAGAACUUGAUACUCAAUCAAUCAAAUUCAUCGUCAUCAUUGCACUUAAUGCAUUAGCCUUGGCCUGUGUAUUCUUUCAAUUUUUGAUAAUUAUAAUUAAAAAGUUGAGAUUAUGA